AUGAGGGGAAUGCGCAGCCUGCUCGGCAUGGGCCUCCUGCUGGCUUUCGCAGUGGCAAGUGCCGUGGCGGAGCGCCACGUGGUGACGUUUGCUCCGGGCGACGCCCCUGCUGUUGAAGCGCAGCUCAUCGCCGCCGGCUUUUCAGUGGCGCUGCGCGGCCCCGGGUUCUUUGCAGUGGAGCCCUGGGGUGUUGCAGAAACAGCGGCCGCCUAUGCUGGGGCGAAGGAGGCGGCGCGCGGCGCGGCGCGCAGCAGCACGGCCUCGAGCCUGCUGUCACUCGAUGGCGUCACCAGCGCCGAGGCCGACCGCAUUCAAGCCAGCAUGGACGGCAACCUCACAGAUGCGGAGGCGUCCGCGUCCCACAUCGCCGGCGCCGGCGGCUGGCUGCUGGAGAGCGGCCAGCGCGGCGACAGCGGCCCGCCUGUCGAUUGCGCGGCGCGUGACAAGCCCCUAGGGUACAAGCCGUUCCCCGAGAUUGAGGCGUACCACAUCCCGCAGGUGAGCCUGGGGCAGGUUUACGGCACCUGA
Molecule: messenger RNA, 528 nt
Organism: Monoraphidium neglectum
Lineage: Eukaryota; Viridiplantae; Chlorophyta; Chlorophyceae; Sphaeropleales; Selenastraceae
Exons: 3
Coding region: 1-528 (175 amino acids)
Source: RefSeq, a predicted model, not a curated record